This is a messenger RNA of Scleropages formosus (Asian bonytongue), 1800 nucleotides long. RefSeq lists its product as uncharacterized. Gene Ontology annotation, biological process: regulation of extrinsic apoptotic signaling pathway. The record is from RefSeq and is a predicted model, not a curated record. Lineage: Eukaryota; Metazoa; Chordata; Actinopteri; Osteoglossiformes; Osteoglossidae. Bases 33 to 1265 code for a protein of 410 amino acids. The transcript has 6 exons.
UUGGUGGUCCCACGCACAAAAGACAAACCGAAAUGCAGGCUGCAGAACCCAACCCCCAGCUGUUGUCUCUGGGGAAGAAAGAUGCUUCCCGGCUGCUGGAGGUGUACGUCAAGCGCAGCCUGAGCCUAAACGAUGGAUCGCCUGUGGGGCACAAGGCAGGGAUCAAGUCCCGCAAGUGGGUGACCAGUCAAGAACGGGGUGUCAAGGUUCGUAGACAUUCCAGCGACAGCUCCGCCCACCUAGGACUUGGAGAGGUGCCAGAUGAGAUCAGGGCCCUUGCACCUCCCGCGUCUCGUCCAGAAUCGCCAUUUGCAUGUGCGCUCGAAGAGCCCGUGCUGGAUGACCCUGUGCCGGAUGACCCUACUGACCAAAAUGCACCUGUCGCACCAGAAAAGAAAGUCAAAAAAGGCACCAAGAAAUCAAAGAAGCCUUCCCUUUGGAAGAACUUUCUAGGCCUAUUCUCCAAGAAGGAGGUUGAGGAGAAAGCAGAGAGAGAGCCCAGCCCGGAGAGGAUGGGGGCUGGCACACCCCCGGAAACACCCUCGCCCUCAAUUUCCUGCCUGCCUGUCCCAGCACCCUUCUCUGCUGGGGAGAAGGAGGGAUCACCUCAUGUUGACAAGCCUCUAAGAAGGAAGCUCUCUGUUAAAAAGUUCUCCUUCCGGAGCAGGUCCAAUGAAAUAAAGAGGCCCGAGAAACCUGCUACCCUCCAGGUGUCUGGCACAGUGCCUAUAGAAGGGGUCUUGUCCGUGGAACCGACGAGCACCUACUAUGAGAAAGUGUCCGAGGAACUGGAGCGGAUUGUGAAGGAGGUGAAGGAAAGCCCAACCUGCGAGAAUCAUGUGUCCUUCGCACAUUGCAUCGCAACAGCCAGAACGGUGGCUGCUAAGGAUGAAGAAACCAUUGAGAAGAUCAUCAGUUUGUUAAAAGAGCAAGGGGACAACCUUGAUUUGAAGAUGCGCGAGAACGGCACCGUGAGCUCCUUCUUCCGGAACCUGUCCUACAGCUCCUUCCAACAGCUGGCCGAUCGCUACAUGCAGGAGGAGAUCCCCAGCCGGCUUCCCCAGGAAGCUGGCGCCCCAGAGCUUGUCCGCUUUGCCUUCACUCUUGACUUCACCGCCAAGGUGGCCGGCCUCUCCAAUCAGACCAUCAGCCGCAUCAUGGGCUUCGGCAAUCGCUACCUGCAGGACCGCUUCACGCAGAUGAGCAGGUCGAACCUUGGGGUGGCCUCAACCAAGGCUGUGCAGAAUUUCAACACCCCAGACUAAUCCUGAGAUAUUGGAAGGCUGCGAGGCUGCUUCGUGUUCUCACACCUGCUUUAAGGUUUUUGUAAAAUUGUCCGCGGGAGCUGUUUGCACAGAUGUCAAAAUGCUGAUGUCUCUGCACAUAUGAAACCUCACUUUACCAAAACAACUGAGACCUUCUGGUGAGAAGCAGAACUAUCACAUACUGGGUGUAUUUUGAAAUAGCUUUAUUCAGCUUCUCCUUCAUGUUGAAAUCGUAAGUGAGCGCUGACUACUCAAUUUUCCAAGCUUUAAGUUGUGGUAGAUGGGCUACAAGUCCACUUUUUUACCCCCAGCCAGGGUAUCAAACUGUGCAGCACUAUGUUCGCAAAUACACUCAUCCCCCGUUUACCGGUCCUUAUUAAUUCCGAGAAACCGACCAAGUACUGAACCACCACAUAAUAAAAUUCCUUUUUCCAUAAUUUUUUUUAUGAGGAAAAACUCCAGUUUGUUCCAGUCCUAUCCUAAAUUCACCAAGAAUCGCGCGAGAAGAUGCCUAAUACACACACACACACACACA